AUGCAAACAAGGAAUAGAAAAGUAUUGAGUUGCGACAGGUGUCGUCGAAGAAAAAUUAAAUGUGACAGAUUACAGCCUUGUAAAACAUGCCAUCGGUUAAAAAGAGAAUGUCUGUACACGUUGGCAAUAGAGUCAAUGGAAGCCGCCAAAUCAAAAUCUCGACAAACCACUACCGAGUCCACUGGGCUUGCCGAAAUACCGCCAACAAAUUCAGGUGCUGUACCUACUGCUGGACAAUGGGGAGAGUGGAGAUCAGCGAACAAUGUGCCACCAGUAUCUUUUAAAAGCUCCAACUCCUCGGGUGACACAAAUAUUGCUCAACCAGUCUCCUUCCAAGAAAAUGAGCACGGGUUGAGUCCUGAUUUAAGCGAAGUGCUUUUGCUUAAACAAAGAAUACAAGAACUAGAGAUUCAAUUAAAGACCGAGCAAUCGUCCAAUAAGAACAGACCGAAUUCAAUUCCCGCUACUACAUGGCCAAGAACAACACAGCCAAAAUCUGGUCAGACAAAUUUUACUUACAGUUUUACAGACGGUAAACCUUUGCUUUUAUCAGAUAGACCCUUCCCAUACAUGCUCUUGAUGAGACGUGAAGGGGGUUCUAAAUUGUUAUAUAAUCUUUUGGCUCGAGAUGGCAAGAAAGAUGGUCAUUUGCUUACAUCAUCCUUAAUGCUUUGUGAACUCAAUACAGUUAGAUUAGGAGAGGUUAAAGAGAAAGCUCGAAUGGUACUCGGCGAAUAUUACAUUCCACGUCCAGGAGAAGAAACUUUAAACACUGAGGAAUUGAAAAAGAGGAUUGCUUCGAAUCAUUAUGGAUUACAAUUCACUACCCCCGAUGUGGACUGGAGAGAUCCAAUUGCUUGUUACUUUAGUUUAAUACCACCAGCAUGGGUAUGUAAGAAAUUGCUUGAUCUCUGGUUCAAAGAGAUUUACGUAUUCAUGCCAAUCAUUGAUGAACAGGAUUUUAGGUCAGCAUUGAGUAGAAUUUUGGGGCCCCAACUUAACGAUGACUACAUCAAUACGUUUCCAAAUGUCGAUUCAUCUGACGACUUGGCGAUUUUAGUAAUGCAUUUGAUUAUACUAAGAGCGACAUAUUUGUCUUUGUGGGACUUGAACGGGAACAGCAUCUCACCACUAAGUCAGUAUACUGUGACGUAUGACGCUGUAAGAGCAGCAGAGACAAUUAUGAAAGAGUUUGAUUUCACCUGUCGGCAGAGCUUGACUGUUGUUCAAGCAGGGCUAAUGUUUAGAUCCUACGUAAUAGUUGCACCCGAAGCUUAUUUGACCGGAAGUGCCGCACAGAUGAAACUGGGUCCAAUUGUUCAACUCUGCUAUGCUCUAGGGUUAAAUAGAGAUCCAUCUUGCUUCAAAGAUCAGUCUCCAAAAAUGCAAAACUUGCGUCGAAAGAUAUGGCACUAUGUUGUUCGAAUGGAUGUUGCUUGCUCGGCAAUUUUUGGAACUGUUUUGUCAACGGAUGUCAAUACAUAUGACUGUCCCUUACCUGAAUUCCUGGUUGAUACCGCAAACUGCUAUGAUCUCAAAUUGGAACAAGCUAUUAUUGAUACUUUUCAUCAAUCAAACAAUGUGUACCUAAUGUGCAGAAAAUUGGCAGAUUACCAUUUAAUUGCUAGUGAUACUUUCCAAGUGGAGCAAGUGGUUAGGAUACUUGAAGGCUUGGAGGCGAUAUUAGCCAAAACGUGUGGCAAUGUAAAGCCAUUAUUUAAUCAACCACUUGUUGAUGGCAUUGGUAUUUUCACGAUGCAAGUUUACAUGGAAAUAAAGCUUUUCAUGGCUUAUACAUACUAUUGUUUACAUUUGUAUCACGAAAGCGAAGAAAAUCAUCUUUUGCUGUCUAAAUACUUUAUCAAAACGACAACGAUUUUAUUACAAGAUUUGGGUGAUUUAAACACAUAUAUAUUCCUGAGUGCCAAUACGAGUACCAAUGUAUUACUCGCGGCUAAAUUGACAGAGUUUUAUUUGCAUUUCAAUUUGAUGGUGUUUACAGGUAUCCGAUUGAGGUUGAAGUGUUAUAUGCAACUAAAAUCAUUCAAUGAGGAGAAUGGAGGAGAAAAGAGCCUUGAAAAUGAAAUACUUCUCAAGCUAGAAAAUCAGUUGAAGGUGUAUACCCAUGCACAAGCGAUAAAACUUGGAGAAUUAGGAAAGAAGUAUAGGUAUUCCUUAAUGUUGAGAGGAAUGCAUAUGAUCACCAUAAAAUUGUGUGAUCAGUUCCAAUACUUGUAUGAUGCCAACGAUUCGCAGUCAAUUAGAGAAGCUGCAAUCAAAUUGCCACUUGAAGUUUUGCAAAAAUUUAGUCAAAAGCUAGAUGUUUACCAAUUGUCAAAGACUGAAGAACUAUUUGAUUUUAGUGAUGAAGGCUUGAUUGUUGAAAUGGGUAGACAAAAUUUAUGGGAUCAAUUGAAAAUGAUCGAAACUGAAGAGACAGUAACUAGUACAUGGAUUGAAAAGACCAAGAAAUUUAACAAGUUUGCUGAGGAUAUGAAACUAGGACUUAAUUACAAUCUCGGAUUUGAUCUACCGACCAUUGGAUUGAAUCUAUUCUCAAGCUGA
Molecule: messenger RNA, 2565 nt
Organism: Lodderomyces orthopsilosis Co 90-125
Lineage: Eukaryota; Fungi; Ascomycota; Pichiomycetes; Serinales; Debaryomycetaceae
Gene: MRR2
Product: Mrr2p
Exons: 1
Coding region: 1-2565 (854 amino acids)
Biological process (GO): regulation of transcription by RNA polymerase II; DNA-templated transcription
Cellular component (GO): nucleus
Molecular function (GO): RNA polymerase II cis-regulatory region sequence-specific DNA binding; zinc ion binding; DNA-binding transcription activator activity, RNA polymerase II-specific
Source: RefSeq, a predicted model, not a curated record